AUGGAUCGGUGGUACAAUCACAUAUGUGGCGUUUACUGCCUUGUGCCGGCACCUGGCCACUUCGCGCCAUCUCGCCAGUACCUGCCACAGCUGACCCUCUCGGCCCACACCAAGAUCGUCUCCUCGGCCAGCCGGACCACUCUCACCCAGACCUUUCUGAACCCCAAGCCGGAGCCGAUCCCCGAGCUCAGGUACACGUUCCCUCUGCGCGAUGGCGUGUCCGUCGUCGGCUUUGUCUGCACCAUCAAUGGCGACCGCAUCAUCCGUGGCGUCGUCAAGGAGCGUGAGGAGGCAAAGCGCACUUUCCAGGCUGCUGUCGACCGUGGCGAGACUGCCGGUCUCCUGGAGCAGCUGCCCGAGGCGAGCGACGUUUUCACCACCACGGUUGGCAACGUCCCAGCGAAGGCGACCAUCAAAAUCGACAUCACGUACCUCGAGGAGCUCAGGCACGACGCCGAGCUCGACGGGGUCCGCUUUACCAUCCCUACUCACAUCGCUCCGCGAUACGGCAGUUACCCUGGUCAACUGCUGCGGUCCAGUGACGUCGACAGCAGCGCCGGAAUCCGCAUUGUCGUGGACGUCGAGAUGCCAAACGGCUCCAACAUCAAGAGCGUCCAGUCGCCCUCACACCCCAUCGCUGUCACGUUGGGCAACACUUCCACCGGAGCCUCGAGCGGUGCCGACAUGUCUCUCCAGAAGGCAUCGGCGACUCUGGCGCUAAACACCAUGGAGUUGGACAAAGACUUCGUUCUCCUAGUUGCGGCAAACACCGGCAACCCGAGUGCGGUGCUCGAGACUCACCCGACCAUUCCCAACCACCGAGCAUUGAUGGCCACGCUUGUGCCAAAGUUCUCCCUCCCUUCCAGUCGGCCAGAAAUCGUCUUUCUCUGCGACCGCUCUGGAUCCAUGGGCCAAGGCAACAAGAUCCCCAACCUCAAGUCUGCCCUGCAUCUCUUUUUAAAGAGUCUGCCCGUCGGCGUCAAAUUGAAUAUUUGCUCCUUCGGUACGAGCCACGAGUUUCUGUUUCCCGACGGCUCGCGGCCCUAUGACGCGUUCACCCUCGAAGAGGCCACUCGCUACGUAAACACGUUCGCCGCGAACUUCGGCGGCACCGAGAUUCUCCGCUCACUGAAGGACGUGUUCGGUAAACGCUACCGCGACAUGGACCUGGAGGUCUUCCUGCUCACCGACGGCGACGUCUGGAAUCAGAACGCCGUGUUCCGCUUGGUGAACGAGCAGGUCGCCGAGAGCAAGGGCACGAUUCGCGUGUUCAGCCUGGGCAUCGGCGGAGACGCCAGCCAUGCGCUGGUUGAGGGCGUCGCGGCUGCGGGCAACGGCUUCGCUCAAUUCGUGGGAGAGCACGAGAACAUGAACAGCAAGGUGGUGCGGAUGCUGAAGGCCGCGCUGACGCCCCAUGUUUCCGACUACACAUUGGAGAUCAAGUACGGCAAAGAACCGGAGGUCGAUACGAACGCCAGCACCGGCAGCAGCGACGAUGACUUUGAGAUUGUUGAAAAAGCCAUGGAUGCGCUGGCCCUUGACGUGCAGAAUCCUGGCCAGACUCCUGAGCAGAAGGAGGCGCCGCCCAAAAAGCCAAUUUCCCUAUUUGACGAAAACGUCGACCUGGACAUGGAGAUGGCCGAUGCGUCCGCCGCAGCCGGGGGCAGGUACUCCCACGUCCCGCCGGUGCCCGAGCCGAAGCUGUUGCAGGCGCCCUUCGUCAUCCCGGCGCUCUAUCCGUUCAGCCGCACCACCGUGUAUCUGCUCCUCUCCCCCGAUACGGCUCAAAAGCAGCCCAAGUCGGUCGUCCUCCGCGGCACGUCGCUCCACGGACCACUGGAGCUUGAGAUCCCCGUGACGGUGCUCUCCGAGAGGGGCGAGACAAUUCAUCAGCUGGCCGCCCGCAAGGCCGUGAAGGAGCUGGAGGAGGGCCGCGGCUGGAUUUACCACGCCAGGGACGCAACCCAGAGCCCCAGCCCACUGCUCAAGGACAGGUAUCCCGGCCUCUUUUCCGAUAUGGUGGAGCGUGAGGCCGUCAGGCUGGGCGUUACCUAUCAGGUCGGCGGAAAGUGGUGCAGCUUUGUCGCGAUUGACCCGAACGACGAGGGCGCUACGAAAACUCCUAUCUCCUCUGGCUUUCAGUUUGAGAAAGACAGCAGAAUCCCUCCUGGUUGUAAGUCCCUGCAGCCCGGUGCUCCACGCUCCCCUGAUGUCGCGCCCUGCCACGAUAUUAACAGCACUCCAGCCUCCUCGGCUCCCUUCCAGCACGGCAUCCAGCAAUGUAAGUCUCCCCGACUUCAACCUGCCGCCCGGUACCGUAGCCAGCUGAAACCGCUGACUCUUUCUCUCCCAGCCGUUCCGACGAGCUCGCUCUUUGGCGGCGCCCCGCAGGUUCUCGCUCAACAACCACAACAGCCAACCACCGCCAGCUCCAGCGCCAGCGCCAGCGCCAGUGAAGGCGACAAGCUAGCGCAGCUCGUGGCGCUGCAGACCUUCACCGGCGCGUGGCGGUGGGACGAGGGGCUGCUAGAGCUGCUGGGGUUCCAGCGGCCCAAGUUUGUGGCCGCGCGCGCGGCGGCGGCGGACCUGGUCGGCGCGUCGGACCGGCUGGCCACCGCCCUGGUGCUGGCCUUCCUGGAGCUGCGGCUGGCCGACCGGCGCGACGAGUGGGAGAUGCUCGCCGACAAGGCGCGCGAGUGGCUGGACGAGGACCUGCGGAAUGGCGGGGUUUUCACCCUGGAGGUGUACUGUGAGAAGGCGAGGACCUUGCUCUUGUGCGGGGAUGGGUCGAUGUUGAAGUAG
Molecule: messenger RNA, 2802 nt
Organism: Thermothielavioides terrestris NRRL 8126
Lineage: Eukaryota; Fungi; Ascomycota; Sordariomycetes; Sordariales; Chaetomiaceae
Exons: 2
Coding region: 1-2802 (933 amino acids)
Source: RefSeq, a predicted model, not a curated record